AAGGUUGGGCGACGACGUCGCACUCGUUAAAUAGUAUGUAAUUGAGAAAUCCAGUGAAGUGCAUCAUGAACAUUUAUCAGGAACAUUUCGUAAACAAUGUUGCGAAUUAAGGGCCUAAAAUAUUCUUUUUGCAUUUUGAGGAACCAGUCUUUCUUAACUGUAGACAUAAUUUACAAAACAUCAUGUGUGUAACCAUGAAAACGUGCUCAAGUCCACGUCGUGUGCUCACUGUGUCCAAGAAAAGCAGCCAGUAGAAGUCACAGCCUCCAUCGGCGGUCCAAUUGUAACACUGAUUUAGUAACCGAAUUCGAAUUACUGUACUUUGUGAAGCAGUCAUCCUAGUACAACACUUUUUUGUUGAACCGAAAACUUACUUGGGCCUGUGUGAAGUAUAGCACGCAGUAAAAUGGCUUUGCCAUCUGGAAAGAUGAACUGUGGCCUUUAAAGUCACUAAAGUCACAGUAGACGCCGAGGUCUGGAGUGUACAUGAGAAUUCUCAAUUUCUUGCAGUAUACGACAGCCUUUAAGCUUUGAUAGACCGUCACAUUUUUUGGAUGUUACUUCUCCAUGCCGAGCUCUUUUCAAAGGGAUCAAUUUGCACGUUACAAGCCGACUUUGAACCGUGUCCGUGUGGCCGUGGGUAUCACCACUGGUAUUAAAGAUACAAAGAGAAAAAUUGUCGACCAAACACCGCAACAAUUGACAUUUUUUGUGGAAGUGCUGCUAUUGUUUGAAGCCAAACUUUAUAGUAAGAAGGUUUCAUGCUUUGACAAUAAGACUUCUAGAUAGUUUGAAAAUCCACAUAUAACAUGUUUAGUCUCCUUGUAGGAUGAUUUUUUGUGUUCAUCACAGUGCAUGGUGAAGAAACCUUUUUCAUAUUGUAUCUGUGUCAGCAUGCACGAAUUAAUUUAUCUCUUAGCUUCGCGGCAUUGCAGGGUCGGUGACAAUCAAAAAUUGACUCGUCUGUUCCUCCUUCGGUCUGUCUGCGCCAAAAUUUCGACACCAGCGAGACUAUCAGGCUACAAAAGCGUUUUUGCUUGUUUAUUCAUAGUGUUC
Molecule: messenger RNA, 1056 nt
Organism: Plasmopara halstedii
Lineage: Eukaryota; Oomycota; Peronosporomycetes; Peronosporales; Peronosporaceae
Exons: 1
Coding region: 568-789 (73 amino acids)
Source: RefSeq, a predicted model, not a curated record